ACGCGUUCGAAGGAAGUCGCAGCCCACGCAAGUCACGUUAGCCGACGGUCACACGCACAAGACAAUCGACCGGUGCAUUGAUUCAGUCCCCAUGUACUUCGCCCCGCAUGCAAGCGAGGCCGUGUCCUUUGACAUUCUGGACACCAAGUUCGGCAUGAUUUUUGGCAUGUCGUGGCUGCAAAGCGAGGAUCACCCGAUGAACUUCUACCGCCGCACUGUUCACAUUCGUGAUCGGAACAGAGUAUUAGUCCCGUGCACGGUGCCUCCACCUCACCCUUCGAUCAUCUAUCACGUGGUGUCCGCCGCGAGCAUUCGAGCUUCCAUUACCCGGGAUGACAUCGAGGAGUUGGGUGUGUGUUUUCUCCACGCCCUCCCUCCCCAUGGCAUCCCAUCGAUGGACGCAUCGACGGACCCACGCAUCACCAAGCUUCUAGACGCCUAUGGUGACAUUUUCGAAGCCCCGCACGGAGUAGUACUGGAUCGGCCAAUCCACCAGGAGAUCAUCCUCGAGGCCGGGGCCGUACCUCCGCGUGGUUGCAUCUACCGCAUGAGCCAGGAAGAGUUAAGUGUGCUACGGGCACAACUCGACGACCUUCUUAAGAAAGGCUGGAUUCGGCCUAGCUCUUCGCCAUACGACGUUCCCGUUCUCUUCAUCCGGAAGAUGAACAAGGACUUGCGGUUGUGCAUCGAUUAUCGCAAACUCAACACGCAAACCGUCAAGAACGUCGGCCCUGUUUCGCGCAUCGACGACCUCGUCGAACGGCUGGGCGACACAAAAUUUUUCUCCAAGCUUGACCUCAAAUCGCAAAAUCACCAACUCGAGAUCCGACAGAAGGACCGCUACAAGACCGCGUUCAAGACGCGAUAUGGGCAUUUCGAAUGGCUGGUUAUGCCUUUUGGCCUUACAAAUGCCCUGGCCACAUUCCAAGCGGCUAUGACGAUGGACCGGAGUUUGGAUGAUCAUGUGGAGCACUUGCGCACCGUUUUGGAGCAGCCACGACAAGCCAAGUACAAAGCCAACCGCGACAAAUGUGAAUUCGUGCGGCAAGAGCUCGAAUACUUGGGCCAUUAUGUGACGCCGCAAGGCAUCCGUCCGCUUGCGGACAAGAUUGAGGUCAUUUGCGUAUGGCCCGAGCCCACCAACACCACGAACGUUCGCUCAUUCAUGGGGUUGGCAGGCUACUGCCAACGCUUCAUCACUGGGUACUCAAGGAUUGCCGCACCAUUUACGAGAUUACAAUCGCCAAAGGUGUCAUUCGUAUUCGACGAUGAAGCGCGCCGGUCAUUCCAAGCACUAAAGACGGUCAUGCUCAUGGCACCCGUCCUUAGCAUUUAUGACCCCACCUUGCCAACGAGAAUGACAACCGACGCCUCUGGCUAUGGUAUUGGGGCAGUCUUGGAACAACACGACGACGACGACUGGCAUCCCAUGGAUUACUUCAGCCACAAGGUGCCUCCUAUCAACUCACUUGAUGAUGCGAGGAAGAAGGAGCUGCUCGCGUUCGUGACGACUCUCAAGCGAUGGCGGCACUUCCUCCUUGGGCGUCGUAGGUUCACAUGGGUCACUGAUAACAACCCGUUGACCUACUACAAGACGCAAGAUACGGUGAGCAGCACUAUCGGACGAUGGACGUAUUUUAUUGACCAAUUUGACUUCACACCGAAACAUCUCGCUGACCUCUCCAAUCGCGAAGCGGAUGCACUCUCGCAAAGACCCGAUCUCUGCGCUAUGACACAUCAUGCCUUCGCGUUCGACGAGGAACUCCAACAAAACUUCAUCCGGGGCUAUGAGUCUGAUCCGGAUUACGCCACACUCUAUGCGCAACUAUCCUCGAAUCACCCGCCGACCAUCCACUAUCGCAUCAUCGACGGGUACUUGCUUCUCCACUCGCGAGGCAAGGACUUAUUGUGUGUCCCAUGAAACCGUCGUCUCCGGACUCGCCUUCUCAGCGAGUACCACGACUCGCGACCCGCCGACCAUUUUGGAUUCAAUCGGACUA
Molecule: messenger RNA, 2000 nt
Organism: Chara braunii
Lineage: Eukaryota; Viridiplantae; Streptophyta; Charophyceae; Charales; Characeae
Source: the annotation of a GenBank genome assembly